GCCCACAAAUCUCUCUUAAUUACUAAAAAAAAAAAAAAUGAAGGGAAAAAAACUCCCAAGAUUUUAAUUUGUGAAGUGAAAACUGAAAGCAUCAAUGACUUUUCAUUCGAACCUCUCCUGCCAAGUAUUUCAAGACCAAAAUUUGAAAUUCCUUCUCAAAUCCCUCUCUCCCGACACUCCCUUCUCAGCUCCAAGCCCGACGAUCUGAGUUCUGUACAAACUUUAGCUGUUUGCGAUCGCUUGGGAAGAAGAUCGCAGCGCAACAAUCCCUCGAAACCCUAGAGCUGUAGCAGACUACUGAAGAUGACCUAAGCAGAUUGCAAUGGAAUGCGUGGUUCAGGGAAUAAUAGAGACGCAGCAUGUUGAGGCCCUUGAGAUUCUUCUUCAGGGUAUUUCUGGCGUUCACAGAGAACGUUUAAGGAUCCAUGAAUUGUGCCUAAAAAGCCGUCCAAACCUUGGGGUUGUAGGUUCAGAGGUUCGACUUCUAUGUGAUCUUGAGCAACCUGAACCCACUUGGACUGUCAGACACAUUGGGGGUGCAAUGAGGGGUGCUGGUGCUGAGCAAAUUUCAGUUUUAGUGAGGACCAUGGUGGAGAGUAAAGCCAGUAAGAAUGUGCUGCGGUUGUUUUAUGCGCUUGGCUACAAGUUAGACCAUGAGUUGUUGAGAGUAGGAUUUGCCUUCCACUUCCAACGAGGUGCUCAGAUAACAGUUAACGUGUCUUCAAUUAAUAAAAUGCCCAAAUUACACGCAACUGAUGAGGCCGUGCCUAUUACACCGGGUAUACAGGUGGUUGAAGUGACGGCCCCUGCAACAUCUGAAAACUACACUGAAGUUGCUGCUGCAGUGUCUUCAUUUUGUGAAUAUCUUGCGCCGCUUCUGCACCUGUCUAAACCAGGUGUUUCAACAGGGGUUGUUCCAACUGCGGGGGCGGCUGCCGCAGCUCUCAUGUCAGAUGGUGGGGGCACAACUUUAUAGUUGGGUUCAAAUUUCAAUGCUAGUGACCUAAUUAUAAUGACAUCCACCGAAGCUGCUGUGCCUGAAAAGGUAUACACUGAAAGUUGGCAUUUGUAAUUUUGGACUUAAGAGGGCUUAAACCAAUAAUUUGUACCUUUAUAGCUUUGGACUAAGAGGGCUUGCAUCACUCUUAUAUGCCUUUUUGCCCCCCCCCCCCAAAAAAAAAAAAAAAAAAAAAACCUCAAAUAUAUGAAUGGAUUCAGCAGACUCUUAAUACUUUUUCA
Messenger RNA from Malania oleifera, 1239 nucleotides. RefSeq names its product mediator of RNA polymerase II transcription subunit 18. NCBI's taxonomy places the organism in Eukaryota, Viridiplantae, Streptophyta, Magnoliopsida, Santalales, Ximeniaceae. Gene Ontology annotation, biological process: regulation of transcription by RNA polymerase II; termination of RNA polymerase II transcription. The coding region runs from base 323 to 976 and encodes 217 amino acids. Gene Ontology annotation, cellular component: mediator complex; core mediator complex. The record is from RefSeq and is a predicted model, not a curated record. Gene Ontology annotation, molecular function: transcription coregulator activity. The transcript has 6 exons.